Colletotrichum navitas is the source of this 2943-nucleotide messenger RNA. RefSeq names its product pentatricopeptide repeat domain-containing protein. The transcript has a single exon. The coding region runs from base 57 to 2726 and encodes 889 amino acids. Lineage: Eukaryota; Fungi; Ascomycota; Sordariomycetes; Glomerellales; Glomerellaceae. The record is from RefSeq and is a predicted model, not a curated record.
CUUGACCAUAUACCUGCCAUUACCCAAUACAAUAAAGUGCGAGCCCAGAAUGCAAUAUGGGCCGGCCCUUCAGACAAAUGUCCCUGCGAACAACGCUACCGUGGAAAGCCGAAUUCAAGCGCAUUGGUAUUCCUGGGAUCUUUCUGAUUCCUAGGGGUCCUCGAAGAUGGCCUCAGGCGUCAUCGGCUCAACUGUCGCUCUCUCGUCAAUGGAUGCACGCAGCUUCCGAUGCCACCCAAGACAGGCUCGACGAGGGUAUCGCAUCGCAUCGCGAGACGAAGUCAGAGAGUACGGUCGAACAAGAAAGUCACGACGCCCCUGCCCAGGGGACAGGCAAGCAACCGGAAGUUGAUGCCGCCGGCCCCCCCAAAGAACGAUGGACCAGCAAGGAAGAAGCCAAGGAUAUCGAUCGGGCCUUCGAGACAGGAGCAAACGAGCUACAGCUGUCAGUGUUGACAGAGAAUCGGACAAUAUCGACAACACAUGGUCAACGUUCGGCCGGCGACACACAUUCGUCCACACCUGCGACUACGUAUACCCCCACCGAAGACAUGCAGCAGCCUCUACGAUUCAGAAAAAUCCAUAACGUUACUCGCCCCAAGAAGCAUGGUUCCCAAAGACAGGAAAGAGAGGAAGUACAGUCGGAGAAUGUCAACAGCACAGUGGCACCCAUACAAUACGAUUCCGUGCUAGUUGCGCCUCCUCUACAAUACAACUCCCGCCGACAGAUGGAUAUGAGUUUGGGGCGAGCCUUUGAUGGCGUGAAAAGACAGUUGCGGCUCCAGUCCAUCCAUCAAAUAAAGAACCGACCCGUCAUCAACUGGCGUGAUACUUUGGACAUUCUCCGACUGCGGACCCGGCCGAUCAGGGGCCCAUGGCAGAUUCAUGCGCGCAAAAUCUUAGUUGAGCCAGCGCUUGGGAACAAGUUGCUAUACGAAGUAGACAACACUAUUUGGGACAUACACGAGCAGACACGUUGUCAUAUCGAGCUUCAUUGGCCAAAGAACGACAACGGAAGACGGCAAACCCAUGGGAUUUACCUGCUACUCUCAGGAGACGAGGAGGCGUUAGAGCAUGCGGCCGAAGAGAUCUCCCGAAUUGCUAUUCGAAAUAGCUGCAGGAUAAGCAUAGAAGGAGCCAUUGGCAGCCAAUCCAUCGACAGCCAGGCCUCUUCGGCUAAGCCCGAAAAGCCGGCAUCGUCUACGGAAGAGAUAGUGUGGAAGAGCUCCGUGGGAAAGCAGCGUCCGGGCUAUGUUCAUUAUUAUGAGUAUUCUGAGCCUUACCAUAAGAUUCCGAAGCCUAAAGAUUGGACUCCUGGGACGUUUCUGGCCUAUAUCACCGCUAUCACGAACGCAAAACUCCCUGAUCGCCUCGCGUCCAAGUUUUACGGCUCGGGCACCACAGCAACCAAAGCAGCAAUAGCUCUCCUCAAAGCGGCCUUCGCUGACCAAACUGCGAGCAAGGCGCACUCGAGGCGUGCAUUCAAGCAGGCGUUGCGCUUCAUUGAGUCCCACGGCCAUUCGUAUCGCCAUGAUGCCCGCGAGUUGUUUUUCGAUAAGAAAUUGAAACUAACCUUGCCACCGGUUGACACUGGCACCUUCAAUACCCUUCUGGUCGGAAAUGUCAAGGUCAAGGACCUAUACAACUUUGACUCUAUCCUGAAGUUGAUGGUUCACCACGGCUGCCUGCCGAACGCUCAGACCUGGUUGCUGUUUCUCCAGCUCGUGGAGAGUGAAAAAGUCCGCCGCCAUGUGAUUCAGCUCAUGCAUUCACUCGGUCUGCUCCUGGAUCCAAUCACCGUUAAACUCAUUGCAAAGGAACUGGUUGCUUAUGACACCCGCCAUGUCCGAAAUAAAUGGCCCGGCCUGCGGGAGUUUCUCGAAAGCCAGGACGCCAAGUAUGGCAAAUAUUGGGUCUCAAAACCCGCCAUGGACAGCAUCAUGGUCGAGCUCGCACGCCUGAACGACUUUACCUCCUGUCUAGAUCUCUUCGACAUCAUGGCCGAAAUGUCCAUGACCCCCACCACCGUAACACUUAACAUGGUUCUGCAACAUGCGCGGUGGCAGAAGAACUUGACUGUCACCCUGGCCUUCCUCCGCAAGGCAUCCAUGCUCAAAAUCGGGUACGACGAGAACACGUACCAUGAGCUGUUCACUUUGGCGUUUAGGAUGCGCAGGCCCAACGCCAUGGGUAUCAUAUGGCGUUACGCCUGCGUGGAAGGCAAGACCACCUGGCACAUGCGUAAUCACGUUACCCGUAUGAUGAUACAGAGCCAAAUGGGGUUCAAAAUCAAUACGGAUGGCAAACCGACAGUCGCAAAUUUUCUGGCAUUGCCUACUUUUUGUCCACAAGACAUGAAACUGUCAGGAAUCAAACGUGCUGGCUUUGAGAUUGCUAGGCUUAUGCACAAACAGUUCAAGGAGUGGCGUCCUGAUGAGCCCCUCCACGAGGUCCUGGACGCAGUGUGGGGGGACGACAGCCGAAUCCUCCGGGCGGUCAAGCAAGUCAAGCAGCAGGGCGAGUUGUCGCACGAGAUUACUGUGCCUGGCAAGCCGAUAUCCCUUCGACCGAGGCUUCGGAUGCGGGGCACCGAUCCUCCACAAUGUCCACGUCUUGAUAUGAUCAUCAAGUAUGUCGCUCCUGUCGACAGCGACAAGAGCGCUUUUCCCGACGAGCAGACCCCCGAGACCACCGUCGCUGAUCUUGAGAAGAACAUCGGCCCUUGAAAGCGUCGAGCUUUGCGUAGAAAAAGCACACUCCUUGCGCCAUACAAGUAGCAAGGCCAUGGCCAUUAUGUAUAAAGAGGCCUCCUGUACAACACCGCACACAUGUUCGCUAGAUAACACCUAUAGAACCUGUAUUAAACCCCAAAUUUCCGAUGGAAUGAAUCACUUUAGACAACUCUUUAUUUCCCAUUAACCAUAUAUAUAUAUAUAUAUAUGG